UCAAGAACGACGGCACCGUCGGGGAACGUCGAGCCCUCUUUUCUCUCCUCUUGACGUCCGGCCCUGGGCCACGACGGCCUGCCCAGGCCAGGAUCGUAAUAUUAACGAAAGCGACGGCGGAUAGCGGUUUCCCUCGCGUGCGCGACCACCAGCAGACUUCUCAGAGUUUAACACCAGGACUUUUCCUAUCUCGUAACGCGUGCGCGCGCGUGCUCGUUCGUACGUACGUUAGCUUGCUCGCUCGCUCGCUCGUUUGUUUGCUUGCUUGCUUGCUUACUUACACCCUCCUAAAUCCCUGACUUCGGUCGCGUUUCGCGCUAUCGUUACUUCUCUCUUCUUUCUCCUCCUCUUCCAUCUCCUCCUCUUCUUCUUUCUUUCUGUCUUUCUCCACCUUCCCCUCAUCCUCCUCCUCCUCCUCCUCCUCCUCCUCCUCCUUCACCUCCUCUUCGUACCGACGCGACUCCUCUUUGUCCAACGCGCCUUUCAGUUCUUUCCUUCCGUUCCAUCCUCUUCGAACUAACCUUUAACCACCCUUAUCCUUCGUCCCACAGUGAUAUUGCAGUUCGAUCGCAAGUGAUCGUUGUUCUAGACGAAAAAGGAGAAAAGAAAGACAAGAAAGGAAGAGAAGAGAAAGGAAAAAGAAAAGAAAAGAUAAGGAGAGAAAAGUAAAAGGAAUGAAAGGAAGAAACAAAAUAAAGGACCGUGUGAAACCAAAGCGACGAGGGUGAUCGAUCUUCUGUGCCUCUCACCAAAGAAGAAUAUACUCUCUAUUAUCGUGCCAAGUCUUAAACUCGUAUAGUGUUUUACUGUUAGCAACGUAGAAUGGUUUAACACUUUCGUUUCUAUCUAAGAGAAUCUAUCUGGACGAACGACGUAUGUAUGUACGACGAUGGUAUCGAUUCGACGACGUGACCGACGGAAGAACUUGCUUAAGUUUCUACUCCCGAAGAGAUGUCAACGUGUUAAGUUCGAAUUCAAAAUCGGCAUUGACGUAGUCCAAGAAAGAUCUCGAUUAUCUUCUUGCAUCGAAGAGAUUUUUCUUACGACCUGUGUCUUGACGCAGCCUUUGAACUCAUACCGGAGAGGCUAAGGUUCUUUUUUUUUCUUCUUCUUCUUCUUCUUCUUCUUCUUCUUCAUUUUCUUUUUCUUCGAAAGCUCUUCGUGAUUUAUCGAAAGGAUAAAUUCGCGUCGAUCGACUACGUCGCUCUUUCUCUCUUUCUCUCUCUCUCUUUUUGUUUAUCUCUUUCUCUAUAUUUCUCUCUCUCUCUCUUUCUCUUUCUUUUUCUCUUUCUCUUUCUCUUUCUGCAACGACACGAUCGGAGCGUCGGACGACAGCAUCAACGGCGGCAAGAGAACCGGCGGAAUCCACCGCCGCGUUUCCAGCUGGUUAACCGAGCUCAGGUAGGUAAGAACGCAUCGGAAGAGAAGCCGACGAUCAUUAAAAUUUCUCGAGACCGAGGGCUGCUUUUACGCCGGGGACUGACAGAGAGAAUCCAGGACGAAGUGUGACACGGAACGAAGGCACGAACUACUCGUCCUACUUCCCAGAAAACCAGAGAUCUCGGUUCUCCCUGCCUAAAAGUCCUUGACAACCGCGUCCAAACCGCUUUUCUUUACCUUCUGUUUUUCCACUUCUUUUUUUGUCCCCCCCGAGUAACGGUAAUUUCGCGAACGGAUAAUCAUGACCAAACAGGAUUAAUGAUUGGAUCUAUCCAACGUGAAUUUCUCUUAUUCGAGUAUCUUGGAGUAUCCGAUGAAAAUCCGCUUGUCAUCGAGGAUAUUUUUUUCUUUUUAUUAACAUCGUCGUUUAAUUUACAACCAAUUAUCUCUCUCUCUCUUUCUCUCUCUCUCUCACUCUCUUUCUCUUUCGGUCUCUUUCUCUUUCUCUUUCUCUCUCUCUCUCUCUCUCUCUCUCUCUCUCUCUCUCUGUCUCUCUCUUCGUCGUUUCACAUUAUCGCGCAACACCUGUCGAGAAGAUUAUAGAAAGCAAUUAAAAAGGAAGAAAGAAAGUAAAAAGGGAAAAAAGAAUUUUCUUUAUCUCUCUCUCUCUCUCUCUCUCUCUCUCUCUCUCUCUCUCUCUCUCUCUUUGUCUCUCUUUCUCUCUCUCUAUCUCUCUUUCUCGGCGGAAGGCGUCAGCUUCGUAACAAGGUGUACAGUGAUUCCAGGCAAUGUCACCUUCCAUUUAACUCGCGGAAAUCACGUGCAGCCGGCGCUCGUAAAGGACGUUGAGUUAUUGUGGCGAUCCACAAGGUUCUACUAAUUAGCUCGCGGCCGAUUCGAAACUGAGCGAACGAACGAGCGAACGAGCAAACGAGCGAGCGAGCGAGCGAGCGAGUGAGCAAGCAAGCAAAGCGAGCAAACGAGCGAGCGGACGAACGAACAAGCGAGUGUACAAGAAAGAGAAAGAGAGAAAGAGAAACCUCUACCCCGAGAGUCAUUCAUUAACGGGACAGCAGUCACGAAUUGUUUUCAUUCAUUGGUUCUUGCGUGUGCUACUAAGAAGUUGUGUCCUGAAUGAACGUAGUCGUUUGCUUCUUCAAUUUGAGAAACUAUCGGGAAAACUAUAGAGUUGGAUAUAACAAAACGGAUGAUAAAAUUUUAAAUGAUCAAAGAGAGAAAAGAAAGAAAGAAAAAAUAAAAAGGAAAAGAAAAAAGAAGGGAGGAAAGGAAAAGCGAAAAAAAAAAAAAGAAAAAAAAAAAGGAAAAGGAUCGGCGAUGCCGUUGAUCGUGUUCGCAGAAUGUAUUGGCGGAGACAGUGCUGGGUCAUGGCGAGAUGCUGAAGGAAGUCGGCUGCGGAAGUAGUACUCCCCCUGCUGGGGAUGGUGCCGUGAACAGCAACCGUCCGGUUGGCACGGCGGAGAGCAACAGCUCGGAAAGCACCCUUGGCUGCGGUGGUUGCGGUAGGGAGAUAGCCGAACGUUGGUACCUAAGGGCUGCCGAUCGUGCCUGGCACUGCGGUUGUCUUCGUUGCUGCAAUUGCCGGAUGCCUCUCGCUGGCGAACGUACUUGCUUCGCGAGGGACGGCAACAUAUACUGCAAAGAGGAUUACUACAGGUUGUUCUCCGUAUCGAGAUGUUCCCGAUGCCGUGAGGGUAUCUUCCCGUCGGAGCUUGUGAUGAGAGCAAGGGAUUUGGUCUACCACGUGACCUGCUUUAAUUGCGCCUCCUGCGGUACAGCAUUGAACAAAGGCGAUCAUUUUGGCCAGAGAGACGGCUUGGUAUAUUGUAGACCGCACUACGAGUUGCUUUGCUGCGCCGGGGAUUACGGAAGCGGUACUGGCAGCAUAGAAGACAUCGGUUCGCCAGGAGUCUCGCCGCUUCCGGCUUAUUACAGCACGGCCGAGCAGAGUCCGAUCGCGUCCUCAGGAACGGUACAAAAGGGAAGGCCAAGGAAGAGGAAACUUUCCGAAGUCACUGGGUCCGAGCUUCCUGUAACAAUGAGGCUGGCCGCCGGAGCGCUGGAACUUCUACAUCCGACCGAGUUAUCCUCGUCGAUGGAAUCGCUCGCAGCAUACGACGCAUCCGUAGGUUCGCCCGGGCCCGUUCAUCAGAGCCAAAGAACUAAACGCAUGCGUACAAGCUUCAAGCAUCAUCAGCUGAGAACUAUGAAGAAUUACUUCGCCAUUAAUCAGAAUCCAGAUGCGAAAGAUCUUAAACAAUUGGCCCAGAAAACGGGUCUCUCGAAGAGGGUACUUCAGGUGAGAAGGGGACGGAUCGCUUUUGCGGUAUGGUUCCAAAACGCACGCGCAAAAUGGCGGCGGAAUAUGAUGAGGCAAGAGGGUAGCGGAGCGAACAGUAACGUUGGCUGUCCUGGUACGCCGGUGUCAUCGAGUACAGCAGGUUCGCCAAACGUCGCACCAACCGUUAGCAUCCUAGGCGACAGUAACAGUAUGCCCUCGACCUCGAUGGAGGAAUUGCACGCCCUUCAUCAUUUGCAUUCUGGUGUUUCCUCUCAGGUCUCUUUUUCCGAUCUCUACUGACGACGGCUUGAGAUGGAGGAAGACGGUUAUAGUACCCUUUCCAGCCAUCUUGGAUGAGAAAACGCCAAGGAAGAUACGGACUUCUCUUUUUUCUUAUUACGAGAUGACAUUCUCGUCAAAUUUGUGAGGGUUCGUGAGAAUAACGGCGUAGGAACGUCGAUGAAAUCCUUGCUUUAUUGUCAUUCGAUGAAUUCGAAUAUAAAUUCUAAAUAUUCAAAGGGAAAUAAAAAUCAAUGACGAAUUUGAUUCCUGAGAAAAAGAGAUCAAGUGAGAGAGAGAGAGAGAGAGAGAGAGAGAGAGAGAGAGAGAGAGAGAGAGAGAGAGAAAGAGAGAGAAGUUUAAUCGUCGACUUGGAAAAUCGUCUAAAAGAAGAGAAGAGAGAUUAACUUUAAAAGAUAAGUGAUAAUAACCAUAGUUCCAUGCACAUUCAAAUAACCAAAGGGUUUCUAUAAACGAUAGUCCACCCUCCCCCCCACCUCUCUCGAGGAGAAUGUAAUAACAUAGCUGUACGAGAGAAAACAUCAUUAGAAAGCGAUCAACCGACCAUCGAUGAAUACUCUCGAAUAGGAUUUCGAUUUUAUUAUAUUAAUUAUUGUCUAUAUUAUAUCACGAGAGUGUUCUCCGAAUGAGAUAAUAAAUUUUAAUUAAUCAUCCUUAAUCGAUACGAUAGUCGAUUAUCUACAAUUUGUAAAUAAGUUAUUCGCUUACGUAUACCGAUCGAUAAAAAAAGAGAUAAGAAUUUUUUCUUUCCAAUUUUCCUCCAUCUUCCUUCUCUUCUUUCUUCUUUUUCUUUAAUUUUUCUUUGUUUUUCUUUUCUUUUUCUUUUCUUUUUCUUUUUUCUUUUUUCUUUUUUUUUUUUUCUUCUUUUUGCCCUCUCUUUUCCCUCGUUACGAGCACUGUUCGAGAGAAUCGUCGUGAACGUAUGUUAGGUACAAUCGGACGAACGUGAUAGUUGAAAAGCGAAAAUCGAUAAGAGAGAAGACAGAGAAAAAGAUAAAAAGAAAGAAGAGAAGAGAGAGAGAGAGAGAAACAAAAGUAAAUGCGACGAAGACGAGACUAACGAGAUCGAAAAAGAAAAGAAAAAUGAAAAAAGAGAUAGAAAGAAAGAAAUAAAAGAAUCUUUUGAUAAAUAACGGACGACCCGUUAACUUAGAAAAGAAAAGUCUUAACAGCGUUCCUCUCCUCGUGCCAAAGUGUAGCUUCUAACAAUAAGAUUAGAAAGAUUUCCACGAGCCGUUCGAAUUCAAGAGAUAACGCGCGAUAUAUUUUUUCAAGAAAGUCAUCGGCAAUAAACCCGUCAGACAUUUCCCGAUCGUCGAUCGUUCUAUACUUCCGACGUUUCAGAUCGCGUUUGGAAGAAGCGAGAAAAUAAAAAAAGAAGACGAAAACGAAGAAGAAGAAGGAGAAGAAGAAGAAGUAUCAGUAGAAGAGAAA
This is a messenger RNA of Vespa velutina, 5413 nucleotides long. Its product is annotated as LIM/homeobox protein Lhx9-like. Gene Ontology annotation, cellular component: nucleus. The coding region runs from base 2774 to 3979 and encodes 401 amino acids. Lineage: Eukaryota; Metazoa; Arthropoda; Insecta; Hymenoptera; Vespidae. The record is from RefSeq and is a predicted model, not a curated record. Gene Ontology annotation, molecular function: RNA polymerase II transcription regulatory region sequence-specific DNA binding; DNA-binding transcription factor activity, RNA polymerase II-specific. Gene Ontology annotation, biological process: regulation of transcription by RNA polymerase II; neuron differentiation. The transcript has 6 exons.